Diabrotica virgifera virgifera (western corn rootworm) is the source of this 947-nucleotide messenger RNA. RefSeq names its product kielin/chordin-like protein. The coding region runs from base 40 to 879 and encodes 279 amino acids. The transcript is spliced from 6 exons. The record is from RefSeq and is a predicted model, not a curated record. Lineage: Eukaryota; Metazoa; Arthropoda; Insecta; Coleoptera; Chrysomelidae.
GGAAAACACCGUAAGUAACCCAGGGGAAUUUAACGCACAAUGACUUUAGUGACGUGGUUCAUAUACUUUUUGUUCGUUGUAGUCAGUUAUGGAGAUGUCAAUAAUCAUCCUGCCUGUGAUCAGAGUCAGAUACAAACAAAUCUAUACCUAGACUUGGGAUGUAAACCAAUCUAUUCAAAAUGCCAAAAGUGCCCCGUAAGAUACGAGUGUAAUUUAGCGCCCAAAAAUGGGAGUUGUCUAUUUAGAGGAAAAUAUAUUCCUAUUGGAGAGGCACUCAAUGACAAUGAUACUUUGAGUACAUGUUAUGUUGGAUGUUUCUGUGGUGAAGACCAAAGAUUUGUCUGCGCCAUUUUAGACUGUUGGUUCCCUAUACCAGAAGAAAAGCCAAACUGCUAUACGAAAUGGACCCUUGAUCAAUGCUGCCCUGGAGAAACUUAUUGUUAUGACGAGUGUCACCCACCCCAUACAUGUUUAGUGGACGGUAAAACAUACAGGGAAGACGAAAUAUUCUUCCCAAAGGAUUCCUGUUAUCGUUGCGUAUGCAAGAAGGGAUUCAAUGGUAAAUUAGAGGCGCCAUACUGUAAAAGACAGGCAUGUUUGGCCAAUUAUCAUUAUGUUGAUCAGCUAAAUCAAUAUUGUGCUCCCAUCUACAGCGAGGGCCCAAACUGUUGUUCUUAUGAAUGGCUUUGUCCAUCUUCAAAUGAUAAGAAACUUCCAUCUGUUAAAAAACCUUGUGGUGCAGGGUUAACAUGUAAAUAUGGAAAGAAGGUUUUAAAAGUAGGUGACAGAUUCGAAAGUAAAAUAAUAAAUUACGACAAUACGACGACACCAGUUCAAUGUGAAUGCGACGUACCGCCAUUGGUUACCUGUAGGAAAUAAAAAAAUGAAAUAUAUUGAUUUAAGUUUGUUAAAUGUUUUUAUCAUAAUAAAUAUGUCCACAACUGCAA